Penicillium arizonense is the source of this 126-nucleotide messenger RNA. RefSeq lists its product as uncharacterized. Lineage: Eukaryota; Fungi; Ascomycota; Eurotiomycetes; Eurotiales; Aspergillaceae. The annotation marks the transcript as partial. The transcript has a single exon. The record is from RefSeq and is a predicted model, not a curated record.
AUGGAUGCCAUGGUUUUAGUUUUUGAAUUUGGCACCACUGGCCGCUUCUUGAUCACCCAAGCAAUGAGUAUUCUGCAGCCCGAGAAUACCGUUGAUAUCUGCCAAUUACCAACUUCGAGUGAAACA